Iphiclides podalirius (scarce swallowtail) is the source of this 1770-nucleotide messenger RNA. NCBI's taxonomy places the organism in Eukaryota, Metazoa, Arthropoda, Insecta, Lepidoptera, Papilionidae. The record is from the annotation of a GenBank genome assembly.
AUGAUCAGGCGGAGCGGCGAUAAUGCGUUCGCGAUCGCGAGCGCCGGCCAGUGUCAGGCCGCGCGGGGCCCCGUCCCGCUCUCGCCCGCCACUAGGAUCCCCCGGGCCACCGCCAAGAUGACGCCGCCCGACGCGCAGCCACACGCCAAGGAGGCGAACAUCGCGAUCUCCACUUACGUCGAGAAGUGGAAGAACCGAUACGAGGACGCCGAGCGGAAGCACAAGACGUACCUCCUCAAGUCCGAAAAAGCGAAACGCGAGCACGAUGACCUGCAAAGGAGGUACAACAUCCUGGCGGAGGAGAAGCGGCACCUGGAGGCGGAGCUGGCCGAGAGGGAGAGGGAGCUGGCCAAGCUGCGCAGCGUCUCCGAGAAGCUGUUCCAGGAGUACCAGCAGCUCAAGCACCAGCACGAGAUCGACGCAGGGGUGAUGCAGAAGGUUAUGCAGCAGGCCGGCGAGUGGUACAAGCAGAAUAAGCAGCUGAAGAGGAGGAGCGCCGCGUUGCUCCACGCCCUGCCACCGACCCAGGUGGACAUCGACCUCACGGACACCACAGACGCCGCCUCCGACAGCAGCAGCAACGAGGAGGUGGAGUUCCUGAAGCGCACCGUCUCCGAGCUGAGCGAGCAGGUGGCCGCCCUGCAGACUGAGCUCAGCGCAGCCCGCCUCCACGAGUUCGAGGCCCACGAGCACAACGUCUCCCUCGCCCAGGAGCUGGAAGUGGAGAAGGAGAAAUGCAGCGGGCAGGAGAGGGAGUUGCAGGAGCUUCGCGGGCAGCUGGAGAGGCACAACCGGGUGUCGAAGCUGCUCAUGGAGGAGGUCACAGCGCUAAAGGAGAACGCCGACAAGGACAGGGAGAUGGCCGAGACGUACCGCAGCGAGGCGCGCGACGCGAAGAAGCGCGUGAAGGCGCUGACGCACCAGAGCGCGCUGCUGCUGGGCGAGCUGGAGAUGGACGAGCGGCUGGCGCGGCUGCUGGCCGAGGUGGACGCGCUGCGGGCGGCGCUCGGCGCGCAGCACGACGCGCACCGCGACCAGCUCGACCGCCUGCAGUUGCAACUGGCUGAGAAACACGAGGAGACGGACAUUAUGCUUUGGGAGGAGAAGAUAAAACUGGCCGAAGAGGACGCGCAGAAGGCUCUAGAACGAGCGGAGAAGGCGGAGAGGAAGCUGUCAGAGAUGGAGAGGAGUAGACCACAAGCGAAGAAAUCGGCGCUCAUGUCCAGGAUAAGCUACUUCGAGAGCGGCGGCAAUGAGAAGACCAGCACAAAGGAGAGAUUAGAAGACAAGACAGAAGUGAUAGAAGAGAAGGAAAUUAAAGAAGUUUGUGUAGCCGCCAGCGAGGAGGCGCCCCCCGCAGCCCCCUCGCCUCCCCAUCCCCCCGACACAACCACCCCCGCCCCGCCCCCUCCGCCGCCUCCGCCGGCGUGCGCCCCUCCCCCUCCCCCUAUGCCGCCGCCGCCUCCCCCUCCCCCACCCCCACCGCCCGCGUUCACCGGCGCAGCGGAGGUGGAGGACAUGGCGAAGAUGCUGGCCUCGAAACAGGGCACCCUCAAGAGGACCAAACAGAAUGGAGGUGGCGCCAUAGACGCGAUAGUGGACCAAAUCAAGUGCGGCAAGUUCCAGCUGAAGUCGACCGACCAGAACUUCAUGGAGAAGAAGCCGAAGGAUGACCAGCCCGAGGCGGUGAAGGAGAUGCUGGCGAUCCUCGGCACCCUCAGGAAGAGGAGGGGCGGGAAACGGCAGAACUUCGAGGAGGAGCAGGAGCCC